AAAGUUUGUUUGUUCGCGGAAUGCGGUGCGUGAUGAAAACGUGCGAGUUACCUAGUUCAGCAAUAAUCAAAUGAAUCAGAUUUGGGAUAUUCGAUACAUACCGUGGACUUUCUGCACGCUGACAGUGCCGCUCGGCACAAAUCUAAUUCACUCGACUAUUUUUUUCUGGUAUAGCCUUGAGAAAAGGACGACAAGGUAGACGCGUUUUCUCAUUAUACAAGAUCUGAAUAUCAACGACUGUAUCCUCAUGCCAAUCCGACAGAAGGAUAUGCUGCGGCGAGACGCGUGAAGUUGCCGAGAAGUGGCAGUUUCGGGAGAGGAAAUGGAUGUUUCAUUCUGAUUACCUGGUCAAACGUGUUUUAUUGAACUCUUUCGGUUGUGAUUGCCGUUUUGAUCCGUAGACUAGAUUCUCUCCACAUGGACUCAAAAACUGGCAUUCCAGUAGUAAAGAUAAGCUUUACGUUGCUACCAGCUGGUUGCUAAGAAGGGUUAAACUGUAUCUAAAGGGAGUUGGAAAAUCCAGCCUUUCUUCCACACGGAUCAACUCAUUGGGUGGGAGCUGAGAGAGAGACAAGAGUCCCCAGCAAAUCAGGAGCUAAUUGAUUAAAGAGACUUCAUUUGAAUAGGGGGCUGGCGAGGUGCCAAUCGCCUUUCAAAGAGCCCCUGUAUGAUUAAUCGCAAAGCAUUAUUGAUAAUCAUAACAGGACACAUGCGCGGUGGAUGGGCUCGAUUUUCGUAAUUUUGAGAAGAUUUUUUGGUGUUUUUUAUUCUUUCCUGGCUGAUGUUUGAGCCAGCAUGUCGCGAAGGAAACAAGCGAAGCCGCAGCAUUUCCAGUCGGACCCGCAUCUGGCCUUAUCCGAGCACAAUGGCGACGCAGAGGCCUCCUUGGAAGACACCCCCUGCAAGGAAACGGAUGCCCACGUCUGUGGCAGAUGUUGUGCCGAAUUCUUUGAACUAUCUGAUCUUGAACAACACCAGAAGAAUUGCACUAAGAAUCAAUUAGUUCUGAUUGUGAAUGAGAAUCCAGUCUCCCCUUCCGGGACCUUCUCGCCAGGCUCCCCCCCACCUAAUCCUGACGAGCAGAUGAAUGACACAGUUAAUAACGCAGAUCAAGUGGAGGCCUGUGACCUUUUGGAGCAGAACACGCUCAACAAAGAGGAGUCCAUGGAAGUGGACGUGUCGGGAAUCACCGCUGGAGAUGACGACAGAGGAAGUCAUGUCGAGGGAGGAAGCCCCAUCAACAACAUCAUCAUUAACAACAACAGCAGCAGCAGCAGCAGUGGUGGUGGUGGCAACAACAUCAACAAUAACAGCAGCAGUAGCAGCAGCCAUGCUGGCUCAGUGGUGGGGAACCCGGCCCUGUCCACCUCUCUACCUCAGCUGGCCAAUCUGACCGAGCUGGGCAACAUCUCCAUGAUCAACAGCAACGUCAUCAUCGAGAACCUGCAGAGCACCAAAGUGGCCGUGGCCCAGUUCUCCCAGGAGAGCCGCUCGUCCUCCUCCUCCUCGUCGACCUCCUCGGUGGGUCAGCGGGUGGCUGUGCCGGCCCUCAUGGAGCAGCUCCUGGCCCUGCAGCAGCAGCAGAUCCACCAGCUGCAGCUCAUCGAGCAGAUCCGCCACCAGAUCCUGCUGCUGGCCUCCCAGUCGCCAGAGAUGCAGGCGCCCCCCACCUCGUCCUCCAACACACUGGGGUCCUCCAGCACCAGCCCGCUGACCACACUCAGCUCGCACCUCUCCCAGCAGCUGGCCGCUGCAGCGGGCCUGGCCCAAAGCCUGGCCAGCCAGUCGGCCUCCAUCAGCAGCCUGAAGCAGAUGGCUGGCGCCGCGCAGCUACCUCCGAGCACCUCUGGAGCGGGCGGCGAGGGGUCCCAGGGCAUGGGAGCGUCGGUGGGCAGCAGUGCCCAGCCUGGCGAGAAGCGCCCCGCGGCCACCAGUCUCCACGCUCAGCUCAAUCCCUCCCUGGCGAAGUCGAGCGCGCCCGCUUUCGGGAUCGGUAGCUUGCUCAACGCGUCUACCAACCCACUUCUACCUCAACCGCCAGCGGGCAACCCCAUUUUCUCCAGCGCCCUGCCCAGUGUGGGCACCACGGUGGAGGACCUGAACUCGCUGGCGGCGCUGGCAAGGAAGGGCAAGCAGCCCAACGUCUCGUCCUUCGAGCACAAGAGCAGCUCGGAGGAGGCCUUCUUCAAACACAAGUGCAGGUUCUGCGCCAAGGUGUUCGGGAGCGACAGUGCCUUGCAGAUCCACCUGCGCUCACACACCGGCGAACGGCCAUACAAGUGCAACAUCUGCGGCAACCGCUUCUCCACGCGCGGCAACUUGAAGGUCCAUUUCCAACGCCACAAAGAGAAGUACCCUCACAUUCAGAUGAACCCGUAUCCAGUCCCUGAGCAUCUGGACAAUAUUCCAACUAGCACUGGCAUUCCCUAUGGCAUGUCCAUGCCGCCUGAGAAACCGGUCACCAGUUGGCUGGACAGCAAGCCUGUUCUGUCCACGCUCACCUCCUCAGUGGGCAUGCUGCUCCCACCAACCAUUCCCAGCCUGCCCCCAUUCAUCAAGAAAGAGGAGAACCACUCUGUCGCCAUCACGAGCCCCUCCAGUUCAGCCAAGAGUGAUAUGGGUGCCAUGGAGCCCUCCACUAAAAGCAACGACGGCGUGUCGGAAGAAGGCGAGAGCGCCGCUCUGCCUACCUCAAACGGGAAGAGCGAAGAGAGCAGCCAGUCGUCCAACUUGAUCAGGCUGGCCGUCAGCUCGGCCGGAGACAACUCCACCGAGUACACCAUGUCCAACAGCCCUCCCAUGGCCACCAACCCGCUCAUGCCGCUCAUGUCGGAGCAGUUCAAGGCCAAGUUCCCGUUCGGCGGGCUGCUGGACCCGCUACAGGGGUCCGAGACCUCCAAGCUGCAGCAGCUGGUGGAGAACAUCGACCGCAAGGUGACGGACCCCAACGAGUGCGUCAUCUGCCACCGCGUGCUGAGCUGCCAGAGCGCGCUCAAGAUGCACUACCGCACACACACGGGGGAGCGGCCGUUCAAAUGCAAGAUCUGCGGCCGGGCGUUCACCACCAAGGGCAACCUGAAGACCCACUACAGUGUGCACCGGGCCAUGCCCCCGCUGCGGGUGCAGCACUCGUGCCCCAUUUGCCAGAAGAAGUUCACCAACGCUGUGGUGCUGCAGCAGCACAUCCGCAUGCACAUGGGCGGACAGAUCCCCAACACCCCGAUGCCCGACAACUACUCCGAGACCAUGGGCUCCGACGCCGGCUCGUUUGACGACAGGAACUUCGACGACCUGGAGAACAUGUCCGACGACUACAUGGACGGGAUGGAGGAGGGCCUGGACAGCAACAGCAUCCCGGACACCCCCAGGUCGGCCGACGCAUCGCAGGACAGCCUGUACAACUCGCCCAACCCGCAUGACCAAUCAGGGGGUAACGAGGGCCAGGAGAGGGCCAGCCAGCGCGGCUCAACGGAGGACCUGCACAUGGGCAAAACGAAAAUGACCGAGAAUGGCUUGAUGGAAGGCGAUCACCUCACCAACGAUUCCUCAUCCCUGGGAGGCGACAUCGAGAGCCAGAGCGUGGGAAGUCCGGCCGUGUCCGAAUCUACCUCUUCCAUGCAAGCGGCAUCGCCCUCCAGCGCCAUACCGCAGCAGCAUCAGCAGCAGCAGCAUCAGCAGAGGAGAUCCCCGAGCCUGGAGGAGCGGCAUCAGAGAGCCAUGUCUCUGGAGCACAUCAGCGCGAGCCUCAUGCAAUCACACAGCGCCGCCGCCGGCCUCGGUGCCCUCGACCUGACCUCCAUGAACUCGUCGAAGGACGCCCUGGGCUUGCUCUUCCCCUUCCGCGACCGCGGUGCCUCCAAGAACACAGCGUGCGACAUCUGCGGCAAGACGUUCGCCUGCCAGAGUGCCUUGGACAUCCACUACCGAAGCCAUACCAAAGAGAGACCGUUCAUUUGCACAGCCUGCAACCGGGGCUUCUCCACCAAGGGAAACCUGAAGCAGCACAUGCUGACCCACCAGAUGCGCGACCUGCCCUCGCAGCUGUUUGAGCCCUCCAACACUAGCCUGUCGUCCAACUCCAGCCCCUCGCUCCUCUCCAUCAGCUCAUUGUCCUCCAUGAUCAAGACGGAGGUCAACGGCUUCCUGCCGGGCCUUCACCACCACCAGGACCUGCCCCUGCCCCUGCCCUCCAAAGACCUGCCCUCGGGCCUGGUCACCUCCUCCGCCUCCACAUCCCCAGUCCUGCCGUCUGCCCCACCACGCCGGACGCCCAAGCAGCACUACUGUAACACCUGCGGGAAGAUGUUCUCGUCGUCGAGCGCGCUCCAGAUCCACGAGAGAACCCACACCGGAGAGAAGCCUUUCGCCUGCACCAUCUGCGGCCGUGCGUUCACCACCAAAGGAAAUCUUAAGGUCCACAUGGGCACACACAUGUGGAACAGCGCCCCUGCCAGGCGUGGCCGCCGACUGUCUGUGGACGGCCCCAUGGCUUUCCUCGGGCCCAACCCGGUCAAGUUCCCCGAGAUCUUCCAGAAGGACUUAACGCCCCGGGCUGGCAACGGGGACCCGGCCAGCUUCUGGAACCAGUACGCCACCGCCUUCUCCAACGGCCUGGCCAUGAAGACCAACGAGAUCUCAGUCAUCCAGAACGGAGGCUUGCCGCCCUCCCUGUCGGGGAGCGUGGGUAACGGCGGCAGCUCGCCCGUGGGAGGCCUGACGGGCAGCCUGGAGAAGCUGCACAACGUCGAGCCUGGCGCCGCCCUGGCUGGCCUCGAGAAGAUGGCCAACACGGAGAACGGGACCCACUUCCGAUUCACACGAUUCAUGGAGGACAACAAAGAGAUUGUCACCAACUAGAGAAUGAGACUUGUCAUGAUCCGCAUAAGUAUUCACACGCACACACGCAAGAUGCAUAAACACUUGUGUACACACACACACACACACACACACACACACACACACACAAACACAGGAUAUUUACAUACAUGCACAGAAGGAGAACAAAGGAAGGAGUUCAAACCAUCGAUCUGGCUUGCCAUUGAAAACUUUAUGAACAUGAGUGUGAAGAGAACUUGUUUUUUUGUACAAUGUACAACCUGUUAUAGUUUUAAAGGAGCUUAUUUAUUAGUGAGUAUAACCUUGCUCGGAACCAAGUGGAAGCAUUAACAGUUACUUAGGUUUUUUUCUCUCUUCUUCGCCGAAUGGACCUGUAUGAGUGCUUACAAUGUGCUUUUGGAACUUAGUAUAUCUGGGUAGAAUACUUUACCUUGGCAUUAAAUUAUUUUCUAUCUGUAGUAUAUAUAACAAUAAUGUUGAUGUUCAUGUAAUGCAUUAGAUCUUGAAUAAGCAAAACAGAAGUGGUUGUAAAUAACUGAUCUGUGCUAGAUGGUCAAUCAGUUGUGUAUUAACUUUUCCUCCAUGAAAAAAAAAAAACUUCAGGCAAGGGAUUAACAAGUAUAGUCCUACAACCAACUGUUCUUGCUCUUUUAUUUAAGAGGAAAAAUAACUGCAUUUCAGUCCUUCCUUUUAGAGUUAAUACAUUUUGUUCUUAAAUGUUCACUGUAUAGUGCUUUUUAUUCUAUGUUCAGUUUUUUGUUUUGUUUCUUUAAACCUUUUGGCUUACUGGCUGUAAACUUAAAAUACAGGACAGUUGUUAGUGAAGAGAAGAAUUCCAAGAAAGGUCUCCAUCCUGGUCUGAACUGCAGACGCCUUGUGGGUGUGUUUCUUUUUGUGUUAACGUGCUGGAUUCCAUGUUGCUGCUAUAUACUUAAGCAUCCCCAUUGACAUCAAAUGCAAAAUGUGUUGAUGUGCUCUGUAAAUAAUAUCAGAUGUGGAACAACAAAUUCCAUCACACAACAAAUGUACAUAUUGCUCACAAGACAACGUCCAUCUUGGCCAGGGGACAAAUAAUAGUGUUUUUAUAAAUAUAAAUAUAUAUUAGGUUUGAAAACCAUUGGACUGUUACAUGCACUUUCUUGGAAAGUUGGAAAGAUCUUUAUGGGUCCAGUUUCUCUACACUUUAAUACUUACUAACAUCUAAGAUACUGUAAUUCUUUACUCUAAUAAUCAAAUACAUCAGUUUUCCAAAAGAACGCAAGUGUGUGGUCGUGGUAUUUCUUCCUUUUCAUAUUUAUUUAUUUAUGAUUUUAUGCUACUUGUAUGGUUACAAGUCCACUUUGUCUGAUCAUUAUAGGCUGUCUUUUUUUUUUUUCUCUCUUUAUUGCUUGAAAAUUACAUGGUGGCUUGUUUGGAUGCAUAGUUUUAUAUGUGUAUUUCAGUGUGACAAACUUGUUAAGUAGCCUAAGCAUUAGGCAACCAUCCUUUUUCAGAUAAAAGUGUGUUGAAAACAG
Alosa alosa (allis shad) is the source of this 6350-nucleotide messenger RNA. It is a transcript of the gene sall1a, whose product is annotated as spalt-like transcription factor 1a. The record is from RefSeq and is a predicted model, not a curated record. NCBI's taxonomy places the organism in Eukaryota, Metazoa, Chordata, Actinopteri, Clupeiformes, Clupeidae. The transcript has 3 exons. Gene Ontology annotation, cellular component: nucleus. Gene Ontology annotation, molecular function: RNA polymerase II cis-regulatory region sequence-specific DNA binding; DNA-binding transcription factor activity, RNA polymerase II-specific. Gene Ontology annotation, biological process: regulation of transcription by RNA polymerase II. Bases 796 to 4857 code for a protein of 1353 amino acids.